GGUAUAAAUCUGAAGCAGAAGAUCUGGAAAAACAAGUGUCAGUUUUACAAAGUGAGGUUAAUAAAUUAAAAGAAGAGCUUGAAAAGAAGAGUAAAGAGAAAGAAGAGAAACCGAGCUCCUCGUUGCAAAAGAACGAGAAAUCAAACGAAAUACAGGAAAAGUCCAAAGAAGAAAACAACGACAAAGAACUCAAACAAAAAAGCACAGAGAUUGAAAAAUUAACUAACCAAUUAGAAGACGAAAGGAGAAAACACAGUGCAGAUGUUGAAGAAAUGAAAAGGAAGAACAAAGAAGAAAAGGAGACACACCAAAAAGAUAUUACCGAAAAAACAAAAGAACUUGAGAAAUUAAAGCGCCAGUUAGAGGAUGAAAAAAGGAAAAAUGAAGAUAAAAAAGGAGUUCAGGAAGAUGGAAAUGUAAAGAUGAUUAAAGACUUAGAAAAAUCUAUAGAAGAAUUGCAAAGAAAACACAAAGCAGAUGUUGAAGAUCUGAAAAAGAAGCACAAUGAAGAAAACGAGAAACACAAAGAAACUAUAACAGAAAAAACAAAAGAACUUGAAAAAGUAACCCGACAGCUCAAGGAUGAAACAGGGAAAAACAAAGAUAAAGAAGCAGUGCGGGAAAAUGAAAAUGUGAAAAGAAUUAAAGAACUAGAAAACAUUAUAGAAGAAUUGAAAACGGAAAAUAAAAUACUUCAAGAAGAUUUCGAAAAAAGAAAGUCCAAAAAUCAACCGAAACUAACAAAGACAUCAGAUGACAUAUUAGCUUUGAAAGAAGAGAAUGAUUCUCUCAAAAACAGACUCAGUCAGCUGGCGGGUGCCAAACUAACGGAAGGAAAUCCUAAUAUUGCGGAUCUCAGCGACAAGAACAGGCCUAUCAAUUUGGCAGAAAAAUUCUCAGAACUUUAUGACAAUGAAUGGACAGAUGCAUUAGAAGAGAUAAUGGAUAAUGAAAAGAAAAGUGAAGAGGAAGGAAUUAAUGUUUUGUUUCAUAUAGUCAAGGAUGCGUAUGAAUUUUGCAGCAAGCAGUCCACUACUCUCUACAAGUCAAUGACAGAAGGUAUAAAGAACCUUGGACUGUCAGAGGAAACGUUGUGGCCUCAAGGACUUUCCAAACAAAUUAAAGAUCACAGGAAAUCCAUUUCAGUUUUAGUUUCCAACAAUCUGAGUAAGGAAUUCCUAGAAACCCAGAAACACAAAGGUGGAAAAGCAACAACGAAGUAUGCAGAGGCCUGUGCUGUCCUAUGCUGGUUUAUGUGUGUCCAGGACCCACCUGUCUAUAUGGACCCUAGUGUCCCGACAGGGAACUUUGACACAGACAAAUACAGGGCAUACACAAAAACUGGGAAAGAUUACAAAUUCCUUGUUUGGCCGCCACUGUACCUACACAAAGAUGGGCCAAUGCUCGGAAAAGGGAUUGCUCAAGGAAAAUAAAGCAUUCAAUUAUUAUUGUCAAAUUUAAAAAACUCAAUAUUUCAGAUGAAUAUACACUUAAGCAUUGAUAAAUGAUACGAAUUGAUUUUAAUGGUUGAUAAAAUACUGUCCUUUAUUUGGAUUUUACACUGUCAUCAGUGAGCAAAUAUUUACCUAGUCAUUAGCUAAAGCGAACACUUACCUAUCUGUUCUUCACAAAGGAUAUUGAAAAAAAAUGAGGAUCGAAACAUCCAUUGUUCAACUUAGCACUUUCCUUUAAACAAUAAAUCCCAAGCUCUAGCAGAUGUAUUGACAUAUCAAGUUUAAUUUCUGAACUUUUAAAUCGCUUUUGAUAUUUGACAUUUAAUCGAGAUAUGUCAUUAAAAUUGGUAAAAGGAAUCAGGCUUGUUUAAUAGUAGAGAAAACAUAAACAGCCAAGCAUCACUGAUGUUUUUUUUUUCUCUCUGGUAUCACUGGGAUGAACAAGCAAACCCCGAGGUAUGUCUGAGUGAAAUGUCUACUGCAGUUAGGUUGUGUAUCUAAUUUAUUUUGUUAGACUUUGCUUUAUUGUUACUUUAUGUUAAACAAUGGAAAUAUAACUCAGUUUAAAGAAAAAUGGUAAUCAAAUAGAUUUUUUAGCAGGUACUCCUUCGAAAUAUAAAAUAAU
Messenger RNA from Saccostrea cuccullata (small rock oyster), 2079 nucleotides. RefSeq names its product myosin-9-like. Lineage: Eukaryota; Metazoa; Mollusca; Bivalvia; Ostreida; Ostreidae. Bases 273 to 1433 code for a protein of 386 amino acids. The transcript is spliced from 15 exons. The record is from RefSeq and is a predicted model, not a curated record.